This is a messenger RNA of Punica granatum (pomegranate), 1326 nucleotides long. NCBI's taxonomy places the organism in Eukaryota, Viridiplantae, Streptophyta, Magnoliopsida, Myrtales, Lythraceae. The record is from RefSeq and is a predicted model, not a curated record.
GGGCAAAAUGAAAUAGAAAUCUCCCAUCAGACCCCUCAUCUCUUCUAUUCCUCUCCCUCCCCACAACCCUACCCUCCGACGGACCUUCCCUGACCGGCGCGGCGAUUAUUGGUGCUUCCGGGAGCCCUUGCUACUCCUUCCCCAUCGCGACGUGCUGCCCCCUGCAGCUCCACCGCUACCGGCGACCAGCUGCUGUUCCAACCUCCCGCUCUACCCUGACCAGAGCUGCUCCGGCCUCCCGCUCCACCGCGACCAGCUCCAACUGCUCCACCGACCUUCCUCUCCACCUCGACCAAGCUGCUGCUGCUCCAGAGAGAUCAAGAAAUUUACCUCAAUUUUCUGAAUUUCGCAGUUACAUUCCAAUGACGCUCCAUUCGAUUGUUAUCCAAAAGCUCCUGAGUGGAAAUGCCCAUGUGGGCCGCCGAGCGGCUUCUGAGCACUUCAAGGUUUUCACCUACGGGAUCCGGAACCAGAUGCCCAUCAUCGACUCGGACAAAACCCUGAUCUGCCUCCGCAGCGCCUGCGAUUUCAUUGGCUCUCUGGUCCGCCAGAAGGGCCGGUUCAUGUUUGUCAACACCAACCCACUCUUCGACGAAAUUGUUGAGCAGAUGACCAAGAAGAUUGGCUGCUACUCCCCCAGCAACAACGUCCUCUGGAGGACCGGUGGGUUCCUCACUAACAGCUGCAGCCCGAAGAAGUUUCGCUCCCGGAACAAGAAGCUCUGCUUCGGUCCCACCAGCCCCCCCGACUGCCUUGUGGUUCUGGACACCGAGAGGAAGUCCUCAGUGAUCCUCGAGGCUGACAAGUUGCAGAUUCCCGUGGUGGCUUUGGUUGAUUCCAGGAUGCCGUGGGAAUGUUACAAGAGGAUCACGUACCCUGUCCCGGCCAACGACUCAGUGCAGUUCGUGUACUUGUUCUGCAACAUGAUCACGAAGACCUUCCUUCUCGAGAAGGAGAAGCUCACUGCUGCGGAAGACAGGCUCGCUAUUGGGCCAGCUGAUCUGAGGAUCGGGUCGUAGUAGCAAUUUCUUCUGUUUCCCUACUGUUCCAGUGAUGAUCGGCUUUUGAGCUUUUUGGGUUGUUAGAUUUUAAGGCCUUUGUGGUGCCUGAGAACUUUUCGAGCAUAGCGUAAUUAGAGUAGCAUGAUGCUAAAAUGCUUUUACUCAUGAAUGAUAUAUCUUUCACCUGUUAUGCUGCUUUGGUCUAUGGAAAAAGACUUGAAUAAGAUCUUUGUCUGAGUCGGAUGAAAAAUUUAUGCAGUUUUAUGUGAUUUGUAAAGGCUACAUCCCUGCAAUAAGAAUUACAUUAUUAUCCUUGAUGCCUCUA